GCCUCCGGUGCCGCAGCCCGGCAGGCGCCUCCUCUUGCGCGGCGCCGCUCCUGCUGCUGCUGCUGCUGCUGCGAUGCUCCGCCGAGGGGGCCGCCGCUGAAGGAUGAGCGCCGCCGCCCGCCGCCGGCCCUGCCCGCCCGGAGCCCCGCUGCUGCCGCCGCUCCUGCUGCUGCUGCUCUUGCCGCCGCCCGGCGCCUGGGGACUGCUGGCCACCCCCGGCGAGCUGUGUCCUCGGCACCUGGACUGCACCCUUCAGCGGCGGAAGGAGUGUCCCCUGGGGUCCCAUGCCUGCGGCCCCUGCCUCCCCCAGUUCUUCGAAGACGGAGAGGGAAGAUGCGUGACCAAGACAGGAGCGCCCAAAGGGCAAACCGCUGUGGUCCCCAACCCAGAGGAGGAGAUUGACUUGGUGUCGGAUGCCCUCGCCAAGCAGGGCAGGGGGCCUCUGCCCCACAGCCAGGAAGAGAGCCUGGCCCCCACUGGCCAACACUCCAGGAACGGGGCAUCGAAGCCAGACACGUCAUCUCACCCCACCACAGAGCCGGUCCACAACCCCCCAGUGGAGUCGACCCACAUCUCUUCCAACGAUGCCCUCGUCCUUGGCCUGAUUGUCGUCUGCACGGUUGCAGGGGUGGCGGCCCUGGUGGUGGCGACGAUCUGCUGGUGCAGGCUGCAGAGGGAGAUCCAGCUUGCCCAGAAAGCGGAUUAUCCAGCGAAUAAGCUGCCCCAGCUCCCCUCCGACAAGCUCUCUCCUGGCGAUCGGAAGCUGGCGCAGAGUGCCCAGAUGUAUCACUACCAGCACCAGAAGCAGCAGAUGCUCUCCCUGGAGAAGAAUAAGGAGGAAGCCAAAGCUGCUGAAUCUGUCUCCUCGGACGAAGAGAAUGAAGAUGGAGACUUCACGGUCUAUGAGUGCCCUGGCCUGGCCCCGACUGGAGAGAUGGAAGUGAAAAACCCCCUUUUUGAUGACUCCACUCUGCCCCCAAAGCUGCACCCCUGACCGGGAACUGUGGACUGUGCGCAGGACCUGUCCGAGGGCCACCUGACCCAUGGCUCUCCUCUGCCCUCCUCCGCAAAUUCUUGGCUGAAAUAAAUCCGCCUUCUGGGCAACUCGCUUCUGCUCGGCUCAUGUUCCCCCCUGCACCGGCCCUUCAGCUGGCUCCUGGAUGUCCCGAAGAGGCUCUGUGGACCGUCUGGACUCAGGGGGGAAGAGAUGGGGGGCCCUGAGGCCUGGCUUGCCACCUCCUGCCCCCCAAUCCCUGCCAGCCCUGCACAAAUCAGAUUUCAGAGUGGAGGGGUUCCUCUUUUCUCUUUCCUUGUUUUGCAGCCGCCAAGCCAAGGUUAAAAUAAUCGGGCUGGGGAGCUUCUCCCUUUGGGAGGGAGCUGCAGCUUCAAGAGGGAGGAAGUGUUCGGACAGGCGCUUCCUUGCCCGGCCAGUUGAGACGCCUUGGGAAAGCGGUCCAUGUGCCCAUUUCGCAGGUGGGAACCAGAGGCAGACUGAGGCUGGAAAAGGUGCAGCUGCCAGUUUAGUAAGUCCUGAUCCAUUUCACACUGUUUUCAGCACUUUCCCAAGGGAACUGAGUUUUGAGGCUUUGUGGGCCAGAUUUUAGUUCUCCGAAUUUCAAGGGGAAGCAAUGUUACAAAACAGCAUUAAGGUCCGCAGAGGGACCUGUUCAGAGAGGGGGAGGCAGGCUGACCCCCAGAGUUUCUCCCCUUGGGCCUGGGGGCCAGACAGCCUUCACCCCUUAGCUUUCUCCGGCUGUGCCCCCCGUUCUGCCAGUGUGGUGUCCCUACCUGAUGAAGGGAGGUGACACCAGUUCUGAUUCAUUGGGCAUGUCCAAGGAAUUCAGAACCUUCCACCAGAUCGACUGAGCAAGAGCUAGGAUGGCACUGAGCCAAGUUUUGUUUUCUUUUUCAAUUAAAACCAAAUCUGGAAUGUUGAUUUUCUUCAUACCAAAUUCAGAAGGUUUCCGAAGUAUUUCUGAAUUCCUUAAUUAAAUGGGAUGGGUGUCGAGGGAAGAAGAAUGAGAUUGAUGGAAACCUGUGUUGUCUGCUUUCAGAAGACAGGAUGUUCGAAGCAUUUGAUCUCCUCUAAGAAUUGGGGAGGGGGGAAAGUGUGGAGAGGGUGAGUUGUGUUAGACAGCAAUCAAGGCUGACUCCUACCUUCAUCUUCGCAAGUCCAAAGAUAUUCCUAACCACCUGGGUAGCUGUAGCCUAUUUCUCCUUGCCCCUGCUGUGAGGUCUACAAGCUUGAUGGAACACAAUAAACAAACAAGGCUCACUGCUGGGGGGGGGGGGCACAAGUGGUUUGGAAAAGGGGCCUUUGGUUAUACAAUUGUACUUUGGGAUUGCGAUGCAUUAUUUUGAAGAGGUUUGCCAAAAGCCUCAAGAAACCAUUUUUGGAGUGCAUUAGAGUUGCAUCAGGAGCUCCCCCCCCCCUCCCGGCACCUCCUCUAUGAGUUUUGCAAAGGUGCCCCCUCCUUCCCAUCAGUGUCUCAAGAGGGUUUUCUUGGGCCAAAACUGAAGGGCCUGAAGCUGCAGCCGGAGAGGCCUCCAAGCCUCCAGCUGCUGGGCCCUUCGGCUACGGGUCCCCUACCUGAAUCGGAAGAGUCGGGGGGGGGGGUUAGGGGUUGCUCUGGCUGAGUGAGGAGGGCAGGACCACCUUCUUAAUCAGAGAAGAACAGUCCUGCCUGCAGGAUGAAGAGUAUCAGGGCUGUUUCCAAAGCAGCUUUAGGGGGGGCAGGGGAGACCCCUCUGCGUUCAUCCUCCUGUUUUUGAGUUUGCACAGCACUUUUGCACUUAUCCCGCUGAGUAGUUUACUCCCUACUUUUGUAUUCUUUCCAAAGAGGAAGCCACACAUAAGGGAAAGAGACCUGAAACCAGAGCUCUUAAGUUCUGAGUUGCCUCCUCUGCUGCCUGGACUGUGUCCAUUGCUAAUAUUGGAGGAGGGAGAGGAAUUCCCCCCCCC
Crotalus tigris (Tiger rattlesnake) is the source of this 2962-nucleotide messenger RNA. RefSeq names its product neural proliferation, differentiation and control 1 (gene NPDC1). Lineage: Eukaryota; Metazoa; Chordata; Lepidosauria; Squamata; Viperidae. The transcript is spliced from 10 exons. The record is from RefSeq and is a predicted model, not a curated record. Bases 104 to 994 code for a protein of 296 amino acids. Gene Ontology annotation, cellular component: membrane.